AUGCAGGUAAAUGCCCACGACGAAGACGAGGAACAUGAUGUUCCACAGCGCCGAGCCCAGAUCCCCAACUCGCCACCCCCGUCGUUCCACUCCCGCGCCUCCUCGCCGACACGAAAUGGCCGGGUCAACAACGAUCUCGCCGAUGCCUUUGAUGACGACGAUGCCAGCGACGACGAAGCCGACGACAGACAACGACUCGUUCGGCAGAACUCGACGCCGACCAUCCGAUCUGCCGACUCUGCACGGUCCUCUGCUCCGACGGCGCCUGCACCAACCCCAGCGACCCCGGACAACGCUUCGUCUGGGUCACGACCCCGAGUGAUGGGAGGCGGCGUUGGGACCGACGGAGUGUUUGCCAACAUGUCAGCCCGACCUGAGCGGACGGAUGUUAAUGCUGAAAAGGAGGAACAGCCACCGACGUACGAACAAGCUGCUGCCGAUGCCGCCCCGCCGUACUGGGAGACGACAAUUCUUGCGCCCGGCUACGGAGGUGCCGACGAAGUCUAUGUGGACGGCAUGCCCGUCGGCUCGGUUUUUUCAUUCAUCUGGAACGGCAUGAUCUCAACCUCAUUCCAGCUUGUCGGAUUCCUGCUUACCUACCUCCUCCACUCGACUCACGCUGCCAAGAACGGAUCGCGAGCAGGCCUCGGCAUCACCCUGAUCCAGUACGGCUUCUAUAUGCGGGAGACGCCCGAUGAGGCGCCAACGAUGACGGGUCCCGACGGAUAUGCGGCGCCGCCAGAUCCCAACUCGCACAACUUUGAUCCCGACGAUGUUCGUGAUGACGGCUCUGGCAUCUCUGGUAACGACUGGAUGGCCUAUAUCUUGAUGGUUGUCGGCUGGUUCCUCCUCAUCCGGAGCGUGGCCGAGUACAUGCGAGCCCGACGGCAUGAGCAACUGGUGCUGCAGAGCCCCGACCGAGGGCUCGGCGUUCCGGUCAUUGCCGAGGGCGAGAGCGCAGAGCACGUGGUAUAG
Trichoderma reesei QM6a is the source of this 975-nucleotide messenger RNA. RefSeq lists its product as uncharacterized. The record is from RefSeq and is a predicted model, not a curated record. Gene Ontology annotation, cellular component: Golgi apparatus; perinuclear region of cytoplasm; endoplasmic reticulum. Gene Ontology annotation, biological process: metal ion transport; ubiquitin-dependent protein catabolic process; vacuolar transport. Bases 1 to 975 code for a protein of 324 amino acids. Lineage: Eukaryota; Fungi; Ascomycota; Sordariomycetes; Hypocreales; Hypocreaceae. The transcript is spliced from 2 exons.